UUCAUGUAUAUUCCCUCUACAAUCUUACUAGUACGCUUUGUAGUAUAAAUAAAACACCUUUACACUUUAUUUGAUCUCGUUUUAUUUUAUACACACUUGGACACCAACAACAGUAACAACGAAAAAAAAAAAGGUAGCUUUUUAUUUUAUUCGUCAUAUAUCUACCUUUAUAUCAAAACUGCCCGAGAUCGAAUGCAUCUGAUCACUUCUCAAGCAAGGAUAUACUUGAUAUGCAGUUAUGUAUCACUUGGUGGAUUUAUGUAUGGUUAUGAUAGCGGUGUUAUAUCUUCAUGCUUGGUAAUGCCUGCCUUUACGAAAAAAUAUCAAUUAGGUGAUUACAAUAGUUCUGCUAGUGUUGCUGCUGUCACGGUAUCACUUGCCACUGCCUUUCUUGCAUCUUUUGUAUCUGGAUUUGUAGCUGAUAGAUUGGGGCGAAAACGAUUAUUUUAUAUUGGAUGUAUAUUGAACGUACUUGGAUGUGUUGUCGAAAUAGCAGGACCUAACUUGGCAUCAUUUCUAGCUGGAAGGAUCAUCACUGGACUGGGAUUAGGAGUUUUCAGUAUGCUAGUACCACUAUAUCAAAGUGAAAUAGCAAGACCAGAAAAUCGUGGUAGAUUGAUUACAUUAUAUCAAGUUGGCUCAACUUUGGGUAUGACUGUUUCUUAUUGGAUUUCUUAUGGUACAUUUGUAAAUCAAAAUGAUGAUAUCUCAUGGAGAUUACCUAUUGCGUUUCAACUUGUACCUGGCGGGUUACUUCUCCUUGGACUUCAUCUUAUUCCAGAAAGCCCACGAUGGUUGAUUUAUAGGAAUCGAUAUGAUGAAGCAUUAGACAUCAUGGCCUUAUUACGAAGUGAAGGGGAUAAAAAGGAUUUAGAUUUACAAAUGGAAUUUACUGGUGUACGACAAGAUGUAUGGUUCGAUAAACAUUAUACUCGGAAAUCAUUUGUGGCACUAUGGUCAACUGGUAUUGAAAAUAAUCUAACAAGAACUCUACUCGGUAUGGGUAUUCAUAUUUUUACUCAGUUAUCUGGUAUCAAUGCUAUAUUAUUUUAUUUACCUCAUAUUAUGGAAGCAUCUGGUGUGAUGGAUCUUACAACCGCCGUUCUAGUUGGAAAUGGGAUUGUGGGAGUGGUGAACUUUUUGGGUACACUUCCUUGUUUUUGGUUUAUUGAUCGAUGGGAUCGACGUCGUGUUCUUGUGAUUGGUGCUUUGGCAAUGGCUAUCUCGAUGGUGGUUGUGGCUAUUUUAUCUGCUAUUUAUGACAAUACUUUGGCAACCAGUUCGACUCGUCUUUAUAUUGGUACUACUUUCUCAGCAAUGCAUGGGGAUAACAAGGCAGCUACUUAUUCAAUGGUGGUAUUUUUAUGUAUUUUUAUUGCUUUCUUUGCUUUAUCUUGGGGUCCUGUUGGUUGGAUUUAUCCUGCUGAAAUUUAUCCUCAAAUUAUUCGGGCAAAUGCAAUGGGUGUGACCACAUCUGCUAGUUACUUUUUCAACCUGGUGGUGACUGUGAUAGCACCUCUGAUGUUUAAAGGCAUGCUUUGGGGAACCUAUUUAUUUUUUGGCUGUAUCUGUAUCAUCAUGGCUUUGGUUGUACAUAGUUAUUAUCCUGAAACCAGGGUAAGUAAAAAAAAAAAAGAUAUGGUAUCUUUUUUUAUUCUUUUACCUGGAUGAUUGACUCAUGUUUAUAUAUAUAUAUAUAUAUAGGGACGAUCCUUGGAGGAAAUCAAUUUGAUCUUUAGUGGGGCGUUGAUUGAUCAACGA
Halteromyces radiatus is the source of this 1761-nucleotide messenger RNA. RefSeq names its product general substrate transporter. The record is from RefSeq and is a predicted model, not a curated record. Gene Ontology annotation, molecular function: carbohydrate:proton symporter activity. Lineage: Eukaryota; Fungi; Mucoromycota; Mucoromycetes; Mucorales; Cunninghamellaceae. The coding region runs from base 193 to 1671 and encodes 492 amino acids. Gene Ontology annotation, cellular component: membrane. Gene Ontology annotation, biological process: transmembrane transport; carbohydrate transport. The transcript is spliced from 12 exons.